AUGGCGUUUGGCGAGGGGUACCUCUUUGCUGAUUCGAGACCGAGUCUGGCUGGCUUCGUUGCGCCCGCGAGCUCAAGUCGACACGGGUGUGCAGCACGAACGCGUCUGUGUGCGCGAGGCGUUUCGCACCCGGGACGCCAGGAGCGGCUGUUUGUCGGGCGUUUCCGAAGUGUCUGCUGGGGGUACGCGAAACUGCGCAGGCCGGUUGGAGUUGGUCCGCUCGCCUGCUCCAUGACGGCUAGCAUUGAAGUAGAGCGCAAGUUUGUGCUGUCUCCAGAACUGACCCAACGGUUGCUGGAGAGGCUCGAGUCGACGUCGAUCGUGUCAGAGAAACGUCGGCUGCGUACUGCCUGCUUUACGGAUACCUAUUUUGACGUACCAGAUGCCUGGGCGCUAACACUGCGCGACUGGUGGCUACGGCAACGUGAGCUGCAGUGGCAGCUCAAAAUACCUUGGGGAAAAACGCCACGCACAGCUACGCUGGACACUUACCGAGAGUUGGACGAGUUCGCAGACGUGGAGGCUGCGCUCGGGUGGAGCCCGGACACGGCUCUUCGGGAAGGCCGCAUAGCACCGUUUGCCCGGAUCGUGACAGAGCGCGAAACUUUACAAGUCGUUUAUCGCGGGCAGACCUUGAACAUCGAUCUGGAUCGGACGGAUUACGGUUACACCGUUGGCGAAAUUGAAGUACUGGUUCUAUAUCGCGAUAACGAUCGAUUGCUUAGCGGAACCAGUCCAAUCAUGCAGGAGGCCGUUGCGUCAGCGAAAACGCUGAUUCAGUCAUUCGCGGAUGAGAUAGGCAUUGCAUCGACAGAGACAAUCGUGCGGGGAAAAUUAGCGGAGUACAUUAGACGCUUUCGUCCCGAGCAUUACAGAGCGCUCGUGCGUCAUCGCAUUCUACCUGAUGCGGGCGCACCAAUGGAGCCCUAG
This is a messenger RNA of Cyanidioschyzon merolae strain 10D, 930 nucleotides long. RefSeq names its product similar to thiamine triphosphatase. NCBI's taxonomy places the organism in Eukaryota, Rhodophyta, Bangiophyceae, Cyanidiales, Cyanidiaceae. The coding region runs from base 1 to 930 and encodes 309 amino acids. The transcript has a single exon. Gene Ontology annotation, molecular function: thiamine triphosphate phosphatase activity; magnesium ion binding. The record is from RefSeq and is a predicted model, not a curated record. Gene Ontology annotation, biological process: thiamine diphosphate metabolic process; dephosphorylation.